AUGGGUCCCCCACGCAGAAAGAUGCUGGCUACCGCUGAGGAGACUUUGACUCCCCCCGAUGGACUGUCCGAGACCCAGCAGAUAGUCCGAGCGAUCAAGGCGACCGGAAACAACAUUUACUUGAUUGAGCAGCCAGACAAGAAGCAAAUGCUUGUGGAAUUGCCCGCCCGGUUCCGCUCGACCAUCUGGAUCAAGCGCAGUUCGUAUGUGGUUGUCGAUACCAAGGGCCAGGCGGAGCGAGACAACAAAAUUGGCGGGGAGAUCGUCAAUGUGGUCCGGGACGAAAAGGCCUGGAGAAAGGCCCCAUUCUGGCCCAAAGAAUUCGUGAAACAGCCCGUCGUGCUCGCCGGCUCGGAUGAUGAGGAAGAGGAGUCUCGCGUGGGCCAGAUGCCUUCGUCAGACGAGUCAGACUGA
This is a messenger RNA of Penicillium olsonii, 414 nucleotides long. The record is from the annotation of a GenBank genome assembly. NCBI's taxonomy places the organism in Eukaryota, Fungi, Ascomycota, Eurotiomycetes, Eurotiales, Aspergillaceae.